GGAAGGGGGGAGGCGGAGCCAGCGUCCUGCUGCAGCUGUCCAUGAUUGUGUAGUGGGAAGCCAGAGAGGGUCCGGGUACGUGCGAGAUGCAGCCAUAGUCACGCCACACUGUCUAAACAACUGUAACCUGCUGGGAUCCAUCGUGUUGCAGCGCAUCAGAGCCGACUGAAAGACGUGAGACAUCAUGGCUGAGCACCAGAGGCAACGCUCUCUGUCCACCGCUGGUGAGUCUCUCUACGUCGUGUUGGGAGUGGAGAAAGUAGCCACAUCAGAUGACAUUAAGAGAUCUUACAGGAAACUGGCGUUGAAGUUUCACCCUGAUAAGAAUCCUGACAAUCCAGAGGCGGCCGACAAGUUCAAGGAGAUAAACAACGCUCAUGCGAUUCUGAAUGACCCCACGAAGCGUAAUAUUUAUGACAAGUAUGGUUCUCUGGGACUAUAUGUGGCUGAGCAGUUUGGAGAGGAGAAUGUUAACACUUACUUUGUCCUUUCAAGCUGGUGGGCGAAGGCUCUGUUUGUUUUCUGCGGCCUAGCCACUGGCUGCUACUUCUGUUGCUGCCUAUGUUGCUGCUGUAACUGCUGCUGUGGCAAAUGUAAACCACGGCCUCGAGAGGGCCAGGAACAGGAAUUUUAUGUGUCCCCCGAGGACCUGGAGGCUCAGCUGCAGACUGAUGAGAGAGAGGCUGGGGGUGACCCUAUAAUGCUGCAACCGUCGGCAACAGAGACGACCCAGUUAACAGCAGAUGGGCACCACUCCUAUCACACCGACACCGGCUUCAACUAACCCUCCGUUCCCCCGUCGAUCCUGGCCUGCGGUCCUGCCUGCUUCCCUUCUCCACCUCCAGCAAGAUGAAAGAAAGGGGCUAUCCAUCUUUCCACUUCAGAAAGAAGAGCCAAGCGGAGGAGAGGGACUAGUAAGCAUGGCCCAUGAAAGGAACUAAUGAAGUCACAUCCCUUAACACCCCUCCCCUGAUUGGUCCACAACCUAUUCUCUCUCCCCCCCUCCCCCCUCAGUACAAGAAGAAAAGAGAAACAACCUAAGUUUCCUUUUUAUCUCUUCUUUUGUAUUUCUUGGCCUUUAACCGCACAGGUCGCCUACCCCCACUUUCCCUUCUCCCACACUUUGCAUCAUGGUGUAGCAUGCACUGUUUAUAAAACAUGGUCUCCAAAUUUUCUUUAACCUUUUGCAACAUUUAUACUUUGCAAAACUCAUAAUGUGGGUGCAUAAGUAUGUGCAAUAUGUUACGGAGGAGGUGGUGGAGGGGUAAAGUUUACGUGAUAUUUUAUUCUGAAGGAAAGGAGAGCCAUGGCUCAGGGAGGUGCUGGUUAGAGAGAUGUGUUUGUUUGUGAUCAGUGCCAUCAUUAAACCUUUGAGAACAGAGUCGUCAUAUAUAUUAGUGCAAUGUUCACUUCUGAUUCGCAAUCAAUGCCCUUUUAGUUGCAAACGCCACCAGCCACUGUCAGACCCACAGUACGUCUUUGGCGCUGUGUUUGUUUGUCUGUAGUGUGCUCCCCUGAGCGUUUUUAAUAUGAAUCAUGAGGUUGUUAAGGCACAGAGCUUUAUUUGCAGACAUUUUUUCUUUCGAAAAUGCCUGCUGACGUAACAUUUCUACUUUAUUAAUUAGUAUUGGCUUUCCAUUCCUCUGCCUCAGCUUUAUUUCAGCUCAUCUUUGCAGGAUGGGGACUACUUCCCUGUCGUUCCUGCAGCACUGAACAGGUCGUUGUGACCGUUGUUUUCAAGGUAAUUUUUUUUAUGUUGGUUCAUAAUUUCUCGCAUUAUACAUCUAUUUCUUGCAGGUUUCAGCCCAGGUUGGAUUAGAUAUAGUGUCCCGAUUUUACGAUGAGCUAUUGCUUUCAGCCAAACCUAACACGAAUUUGUUUCAUUUUUAAUUUUUGUUGCUUUUUCGUCACAUAGGCAGUUACAUUUGAUAGAUAAAAAAUGUUGACCUUGGAUUCAGAAAUUAGAAGCUUCAGCUUUUAAAGGAAUCUCAUACAGAAAAAUCUGAUAAUUAACACUUAAAUUUUGUAGUUUUCAUUUGAUUAAAUUUUGGUAAAGCAACUAGGUUAUUGGAAUAAUAUGACUUGCUGCUCUUUAUACCAAUCUCAAACGUAAUAUAUUUCAGAGACGUCACAACUAAUUGAGACUGAAAGAUAUUCAUUUCAUCUAAUUAUCACAGUUAUUUCUGGUUAAUUAUUGAUCAUGCGAUAUAUGAAGCCAAGGAGCUCCAGGUAAUCCAGCCGGCUCUGAUGAGAGCUGUCGGUGGGUAGAGAAGACUCUAUCAGCAGCCGGUUCAGAGCGUGACAUGUUUUUAACUCUGAGCUGUCUUUUGAAUAUGUUAAGUAGUUAAUGUGAUGUGGAAGAAAAAAAAAAACAUGUUACACUCUUCUUAGUUGGGAAGAAUCUGAUUUUCAUCAUGUUUUUCGUCUUUGUGUUUUGAACUGAAGUCUGAUGACAUUUCGUCCGAUGCUGUGAUCGUUUAUCAUUGUUGACUUUUUGAAUCCGUGUAGAGUAAGAAGCUCGUCAGGCAUAUCAUCUGUGAGCUACAGGCAGCUCCAAGACAAAUGAUUUUUCAUACUACUGAAUUUGCAUAUAUUGCCACACAUUUGCAAAUUGCCAUAAAUUGCCAUGAACAUCUUUGCCAAUUUGUCCGUUUCAUAAAAGGCUAAUAAUGUGUUUCAAUGGUUUACAAUUGGUGAGCUCCUGUUGCCCACCCUCUGCUAUUAACGGUAUGGAUGUUGACCUCUGUGGCCCGUGUAUGAUGUUUCCUGUAACCCUUGAUGAAACAUAGAUGUUCCUGUCAUGGCUUUUUCAUUGAGAUACUGAAAGAUGCUACUGUAAAUGUUCUAAGUUGAAUGCACUGUGUGUUUAAAAAAAACAAAACUAUAAUGGAUCAAUGAUCAGGAAGUGACUCCAUGAAAAGAAAACAUAGUAUAUAGUGUAACUAUAGUGAAAUGGUUAUAUGAUGCAUUUUUGGAAUUUUAUUUAUUUCAUACUUGAUGAUGGCUAUUAUUUUAACUGGUAUGGUGUUGUAAUGUAACCAUUAAAUUUAGCAAGGAAUGGUUUAAUGGUUAAGGUCGCUUGUACAUACACUUGGCCCAUAUAAAGUAUAAACCUUAACGUUUAUGUUGUAGCAUGGUAAUUGUGUGUCUGGACGAAAACAAGUGGAUCAUUGAUCUGAUUUGCUGUUGUUGAAUAAAUGUUCCUGAACAUUU
Molecule: messenger RNA, 3213 nt
Organism: Sebastes umbrosus (honeycomb rockfish)
Lineage: Eukaryota; Metazoa; Chordata; Actinopteri; Perciformes; Sebastidae
Gene: dnajc5aa
Product: DnaJ (Hsp40) homolog, subfamily C, member 5aa
Exons: 5
Coding region: 185-784 (199 amino acids)
Biological process (GO): regulation of synaptic vesicle cycle
Cellular component (GO): presynapse; membrane; intracellular membrane-bounded organelle
Source: RefSeq, a predicted model, not a curated record